CUUUUCUCUUCCUUAUCCCGUUUAUAUGAUCGGAGAGGAACUGCGCUUCAGGUUGAAGCGGUGCGAACAUGGCCGAGCGAGUCCAGCAGCCCCCAGCCAAGCGGCUCUGCUGCCGGCCCGGCUACAACCCGGCAUGCAGACAGGGCCAGCGGGCUGGAGGUAUCCUGUGUGGCGGCUCGGGCUCCGCUCCGGGAAGCUCGGGCAACGGGAAAACGCACAACCCGGAGUCGCUGCUCGAUAUCGCGGCGCGCAGAGUGGCGGAGAAGUGGCCGUUCCAAAGGGUGGAGGAGCGGUUCGAGAGGAUCCCGGAGCCCGUCCAGCGGAGGAUCGUUUACUGGUCAUUCCCGAGAAGUGAGAAGGAGAUCUGUAUGUACUCGUCCUUUAACGCGGGAGGAGAGGAAAGUGGAACUAGCGGGGACAAUAAUGACGAGAGCCAGCUGCCCUUCCUACGGGGUGUCACUCUACUGGAGGGUGGCUGGGUGGACAACGUAUUGCAAGUCGGUUUCCAUCUCAGCGGCACAGUGACAGACCCGGCCACCCAGUCGUCUCCGGAGCUCGUGUGCAGCGUCAGCGUCAGCUUCGAUCGCUGCAAAAUCACCGCGGUAACGUGCACGUGCGGCAACAAGGACAUCUUCUACUGCGCCCAUGUGGUGGCGCUGUCGCUUUACAGGGUACGGAAGCCCGAGCAGGUCAAACUGCACCUGCCCAUCUCAGAGACCCUGUUCCAGAUGAGCCGGGACCAGCUACAGAAGUUUGUGCAGUAUUUGAUCUCAGUCCACCACACUGAAGUCCUGCCAACCGCGCAAAAACUGGCAGACGAAAUCCUCUCACAGAACUCAGAGAUCAACCAAGUCCACGGGGCCCCGGACCCCACAGCAGGGGCCAGCGUGGACGAUGAGAACUGUUGGCAUUUGGACGAAGAACAGGUCCAGGAGCAAGUGAAGCUGUUUCUGUCUCAGGGCGGGUACCACGGCUCAGGCAAACAGCUCAACCUCCUCUUCAGCAAGGUGAGGGAGAUGUUGAAGAUGCGAGACUCAAACGGCGCGCGGAUGUUAACACUGAUCACAGAGCAGUUCAUGGCCGACCCCAGACUGGCUCUGUGGAGGCAGCAGGGCACCACCAUGACCGACAAGUACAGGCAGCUGUGGGACGAGCUGGGGGCCCUGUGGAUGUGCAUCGUGCUGAACCCUCACUGUAAACCGGAGCAGAAGAGCUCGUGGCUGCGGCAGCUGCGCAGAUGGAACAGCGUGGACGUGUGCCCCUGGGAGGACGGUAACCACGGCAACGAUCUGCCCAACCUCACCCACUCACUGCCUCAGGGUGCCCAUGGCAACCAAGAGAUGCGCUCCCAUCGGACUGUAUUCACCCGGGCCAUCGAAGCCUGUGACCUCCACUGGCAGGACCGCCAUCUUCAGCACAUCAUCGCCAGCGACCUGUACGCCAACUACUGUUACCACGACAACCAGGAGGGCUCGCUGUUCGACGCGCGCGGCUGGCCUCUGUGGCACGAGCAUGUGCCCACGGCCUGUGCCCGAGUGGAUGCCCUGCGUUCCCACGGUUACCCCCGGGAGGCGCUGCGUCUCGCCAUCGCCGUCGUGAACACGCUGCGGAGACAACAGCAGAGGCAGCUCGAUCACUUCCGACGACACAAGAAAGAGUUGCUUCAAAAGGGCCACACUUCUAUCACCAACAUGGAGGGCUGGGUGGGCCACCCGCUGGACCCCAUCGGGACCCUGUUCAGCACCCUCACCGAGUCGGGCCGAGGGGGAGACGAGGGCGCUACCACCUGCUUAGACCUCUCAGACUGUUCCAGUGUUGUGAGCAGGGCGGAGCUUCAGCGGUUGCCCGUGCAGAGGCUGCUUGGAGACGGCGAAUCGUACGUGGCGCUGGCGGUGGAGACGGCUCUGAUUGGCUUAGGGCAGCAGCGGGUGAUGCCUGACGGGCUGUACGCGCAGGAGAAGGUGUGUCGCAAUGAAGAGCAGCUAUUGGCCAAGCUACAGGAAGUGGAACUGGACGACUCCCUGGUCAAAAUCUUCCGAAAACAAGCGGUCUUUCUGUUGGAGGCUGGUCCGUACUCUGGCCUGGGGGAGAUCGUCCACAGAGAGAGUGUUCCCAUGCACACAUUUGCCCGUUACCUGUUCACCUCGCUCCUACCUCACGACGCUGAGCUCGCCUACAAACUUGCACUGAGAGCCAUGCGGUUGCCGGUCCUGGAGUCAUCGGCCUCAUCCGGAGACCUGUCCCGGCCUCACCACAUUGUGUCCGUGGUGCCAAACCGUUACCCGCGCUGGUUCACCCUCAGCCACAUCGAGUCACAGCAGUGUGAGCUGGCCUCCACCAUGCUCACUGCCGCCAAAGGUGACAGUCGCAGGCUGGAAACGGUCCUGGAGUCCAUCCAGAAGAACAUCCAUUCCUCGUCUCAUAUUUUCAAACUGGCUCAAGACGCGUUCAAGAUCGCCACUCUGAUGGACAGUCUGCCUGAUAUCACACUGCUCAAGGUGUCCCUGGAGCUGGGGCUGCAGGUGAUGAGAAUAACUCUGUCCACAUUGAACUGGAGGAGAAGAGAGAUGGUGCGCUGGUUAGUCACGUGUGCCACAGAAGUCGGUGUGUACGCCCUGGACAGCAUCAUGCAGAGCUGGUUCACCCUCUUCACCCCGACCGAAGCCACCAGUAUCGUGGCCACCACCGUCAUGUCCAACAGCACCAUCGUCCGACUGCAUCUGGACUGUCACCAGCAGGAGAACCUGGCCUCCUCCGCCCGCACCCUGGCCCUGCAGUGUGCCAUGAAGGACCCUCAGAACUGCGCCCUCUCCGCCCUCACGCUCUGUGAAAAGGACCACAUUGCCUUCGAGACAGCCUAUCAGAUUGUACUAGACGCAGCAGCCACCGGGAUGAGCUACACUCAGCUGUUCACCAUCGCUCGCUACAUGGAGCAUCGCGGGUAUCCUAUGAGAGCGUACAAGCUGGCUACUUUAGCUAUGGCGCACCUCAACCUCAGUUACAACCAGGACACCCACCCGGCCAUCAACGACGUGCUCUGGGCCUGCGCACUCAGCCACUCGCUCGGGAAGAAUGAGCUGGCCGCUGUCAUCCCCCUGGUGGUCAAGAGCGUGAAGUGCGCCACCGUGCUGUCGGACAUUUUGCGGCGGUGCACGCUGACCACUCCGGGGAUGGUGUCGGCGCUGCACAGCCGCAGGAACUCUGGGAAGCUCAUGUCCCUGGACAAAGCUCCGCUCAGGCAGCUGCUGGACGCCACCAUCGGAGCCUACAUCAACACCACACACUCACGGCUCACGCACAUCAGCCCCAGACACUACAGCGAGUUCAUCGAGUUCUUAGGAAAGGCCCGCGAGACCUUUAUGAUGGCUCAUGACGGACACAUUCAGUUCACACAGUUCAUAGACAACCUUAAACAGAUCUACAAGGGCAAAAAGAAACUGAUGAUGCUGGUGAGGGAGAGGUUUGGCUGAGGGCGAGCCAGGGGCACAGGCCCCUCCCACUCUAGGACUUUUCUAUUCACUUGCCUUUUGAACUUCUUUUGAACUGAAACUGAUCCGUGAACAGAGGGAUGUGACUUGUAGAAUGAAGCAAAAAGAGAAAAGAAGACAAAAAAAUCAGAGCCACCUGCGGUAUUAUUGUUCUUGCUGUUGUUAUUGUUAUAAACAUUAUUACUAUUAUUAUUAUUAAUAAUAAUAUUACUACUAUGUGUACAGAAGUGUUUUUAUUUUUCAGAAGAGAGGAAAUUUGUCACGUUGUGAAUGUUGUGUGUAUUUCUCUACAUGUGUGUGAGAGGAACACGAAAAGUGAAAUGGCUUUUUUUUUAAACUUUAGGUUCUUUUAUUUUUAUGAUUUGAAACAUAUUUUUUCCCCUUUUCAGUGUAUUUUGAGUUAAAUGUGUCCAGUGGCUGAAGCCCCUCUACAAAAGCGCUCAUGUAAGAAAAGAAACAAGUACAAAAUGUCUCGGCUUCCUCAAAGAGAAACAAAGGCUUUAAACCACACAGCACCUCCCUCUGCCCGGCACGGCCUGGCCUGGUUCAGCCUGGUUCUGCCCAAGUCUGUCUGGUUCUGCCCGGGUCAGUGUGGGUCAGCACUGACAGAAAUCAUAGGACUUCACAGUCGUAUCAGCAGCACUUAUUCGUUUCUCUGGUCCCAGACAUUAGCUUCAUCACAAACAUGCUCUUAGCAAACUCAUGUUGUUGUUGGAUCGACCCCACUCCACAGAGACAGAAACACGUACUAUAUACAGUACACAGUACACAGUACACAGUACACAGUACACAGUAUAGUACAGAGUAGUAUUACACACCUGGUGUCAUGCAGUUAAACUAUGGCCAAAUUGGACCAGAUCCACAUGUGAUUCUGAACAGAGGACAAAGGACUACCUCAGAAUACGGUAUUAAAUACUCCAGUUUGUAUCAUCACAUCUGGGCUGUGAGCGUGAACAGUGUUACAUGUAACAGGCUUUUCAAUGGUGACAUUAGAGUUUGGAGAAUAGUUUCAUCACUGCCAUAAACCAGAGGACAUACAACCAGUGCAAAGAUGCCAGAGAAUUGGUAGAAAACACAUAAUACAAAACUAAACUAUAUGAUAAAUCUGAGUCUUAGUCUAGAGAAGUAGUCUAAACAUCUGUGUGUGCACAGAUCUGGAGAUUUAGGCCAAUUCCUGCCAUCACAGUUAGCGAGAAUGCUAACAUGCUGCUAGCUUUGAAGGUCUCGUAGCGUGUUUUUUUAAAGACAUCCUCUGAUUUUGUUUGUGCCAGAACAUAAUUCAUGCAUCAAAAUGUGGCUAGCUUUGGCCGCUCUGUGCGCUUCCUGGCUUUUCUCACACAAGCUCCAGUUUAAUGUUGUUUUAUCUGUGAUCACUGCCCAUGCCACAACAUAACGGUACUUCAUUUCACCACUGGCAUCACAACAAACUGCAUAUUUCUCCUGCUUUCUUCCUCUGAAAUGGCCAGUGUUGUUCCCUCUUUGCAUGUGAAUUGUUAGAAAUUAGGCUUUCUACUGUUAUAGUUCAUUGUGUGGAAACUUCGGUAAUUGUCAACCAGAAUGUUCUCAGGGAUUUCUCUACACAGGAAUUAAAAAUGGCGGAACAAAUGAAUUACAAACUUGGAGAAAAAAAGACUAAAACACAACACAACAUGAGCGAGCAUUUAAUGUACUCUGUAAAUAUGCCAUAGUAUAUGUCUGACGAUGGAGGAUCUGAAAGUAUAUGUUAACUAAUUUAUACAGAGUAUUCUAUGUAAUGUGAAAUACUUGAAGCCGCUGUAGUUUGGUCUGUCGCGCUUUUGUUUUCUAUUUUUGUCUCGUUUUAUUUCUCUCACUUAAAGAUACACUAUGUAACAUUUCUGGUAGUGGGUCCUCCAACAUGACGAUAUUAUUGCUUUGCCUUGAAUGCUCCACAGUAUAGCAUUAAGCGCCUCAAUCUCCAUGGAGACGAGCGGGCAAUUCCAUCACGUCGACUGGUUUACAAGGUAUUGUCGAGCAAUUAAUUCACCUUUAAUCGAAUAAACGCGACACGUAUACGCUUAAAGCAAUACUGUGGGACAUUCCAGACGACAUCUCCAUGGAGACAAGCAGUUGGCGGGUCCAUUCACCAGUGAAAUUACACAGUGCGACUUUAAAACGACAUAUCAAAAGGACAAGUUGAUGGCUUUUCUAUAGCCUACACUUCAUUCGAGAGAUACUGGAUUGAUUUAGUUUCAAAUUUAUAAAAAAAAAAAUGUUACUCACUACUGACUAGAAGUUGGACAAAUAUAGGCCUACAAUGUGUUUAUGUGAUUUAAAUAUGCAUGCCUGAUUGUUAAGGUAAAAUACGAUGAUAUUUUCAACUAAUUUGGAUUUAAUCUGCCAAACAGUGAAUGUACGUUGAGAUUACUGUAAUAUUUAACAGUAGUACGAGAAACCAAGUUACCCAGUUUUACGCUAAUACCAUGAACCUGUCUUUUCCUCUGUACUUGCCUUUAAAGGUGCAUUGUGUAACUUUUCUGGUGGGAUUUUUGUCUGGUCAGAUGCUUUUUUUCUCCAUGGCGACGUUAUUGUUUCGUCUGGAAUGUUUCACAGUACGGAAUUAAAGUUUUCGAGCUUCACGGAGACGAAACCAGACCAAGUUACGGGUCAGAUCUGUGGAGGAUGACUGUUUUCGAGCUAUAAAACCACCUGCAAUUGAGUAAAUGUAAGGUAGAGCUGUUUAAUGUCAUACUGUGGAACAUUCCAGGCAGAGCAAUGGCAUAAAAAGGUAAAAAGGUGACCCCAACCAAAAAGUUCCACGGUGCAGCUUUAAACCCGCUCUUCUUUUUGUGCAUAUUUUUGUCUCGGUUGUAUUGUUUCCUGAGAUGGUAGCAGCCUUUUCUCUUGCCUUGUCUUAACGCUUUAACGUAACCAAACAGGAGAUCUAACCUAACAACCAAACGCGUGGAGGAGGUGAGAGGCGACCCUCGUGGUCUCAGCUUUAGUGUCCUUAAUUAGUAAAGUGAAUGGCUGUGUCUGUAACGAAGCAAUCCCUCACGUGUGUUUGGUGAAACGUCCAGUGUCUCUUCUUGUCUCCUCAGAUUUCCUCUUUCUAGCUGUUCUUUUCUGUUCGUGUAGGAAUCUUCUGCUCAUUUUAUUUAUUACAAUGACCCAUGUAUACAUGCUUAUGAAAUUAAGAUUUGAUACACCGAUAUCAAUUUAUUUAUGUAACUAAAUCACUGUUUUAUAAUCUUGUUAAUGAGUCAAUAAUUGAUUUUUUUGUUUUGUUUUUGUUUAAAUAAAACUUAGUUUUUUUGAAAUGUAAA
This is a messenger RNA of Boleophthalmus pectinirostris (great blue-spotted mudskipper), 6772 nucleotides long. RefSeq names its product zinc finger SWIM domain-containing protein 6. Gene Ontology annotation, cellular component: Cul2-RING ubiquitin ligase complex. Lineage: Eukaryota; Metazoa; Chordata; Actinopteri; Gobiiformes; Gobiidae. Gene Ontology annotation, molecular function: zinc ion binding. The record is from RefSeq and is a predicted model, not a curated record. The transcript has 14 exons. Bases 69 to 3470 code for a protein of 1133 amino acids.